Messenger RNA from Sporisorium graminicola, 612 nucleotides. RefSeq lists its product as uncharacterized. The transcript has a single exon. Bases 1 to 612 code for a protein of 203 amino acids. NCBI's taxonomy places the organism in Eukaryota, Fungi, Basidiomycota, Ustilaginomycetes, Ustilaginales, Ustilaginaceae. The record is from RefSeq and is a predicted model, not a curated record.
AUGCGAUCCCUCUCCUUCUUCACAACCGCCCUCAUCGCGCUCUUGCUGGCACUAGCCACGCUUGCUACAGCACAGCUCGAAGCCAUCGAUUCGGUCGCGCAACCCUUCGAACGCUCCCUCGAUGACGCAGCGCUCCCCUCGGAACGCUCUCUCCUCGAGGCACGUCAAUCUACCAACACUACCACUUCAUCCGCUUCCGCCUCCGCAUCUGCACCCACCGCCUCUGGCUCUGCACCCGUCGGUGGCGAUGCCACCAUCACCGAAUCCAAUUGCUCGAUGACCAACCACCUAUCGGUCAACCAGCAGGCCUCGUGGGGCAACGGCUUUAUCAACACCUGCUGCGGCUUCUCACAGGGCACUGCGUGCUGGUACAGGAACCAGAACGCCGUUUCGGCGGACCUCGAAUGCGAGAUCCCCAGCUGCGCCGAGCUCGAGUCGGAGGAUAAGUCGAAGAUGAUCGGCUUCGUGCCGUUGAACUCGACGAACGGGAGCGGCAAGUAUGGCAACAUCUUUUUGAGUUUGGGUAUGCUCUCGCCAGCGGCGAUGGUCGUGCCGAUGGUUGGAGUAGUUAGUGUGGUCGCGAUCGCAGUGUCGGUGAUGAGUGCCCUUUGA